This is a messenger RNA of Ipomoea nil (Japanese morning glory), 1734 nucleotides long. Its product is annotated as RCC1 and BTB domain-containing protein 2. The record is from RefSeq and is a predicted model, not a curated record. The transcript is spliced from 4 exons. Gene Ontology annotation, cellular component: cytoplasm. The coding region runs from base 112 to 1422 and encodes 436 amino acids. NCBI's taxonomy places the organism in Eukaryota, Viridiplantae, Streptophyta, Magnoliopsida, Solanales, Convolvulaceae. Gene Ontology annotation, molecular function: guanyl-nucleotide exchange factor activity.
ACCUGAAAAGAACCUGCCAACAUAGAGCCGACCCGACCCAAUUGUUACGCCGCACUCUCACUUUGUCAGGACUCAGGAUCCAUUUCAUCGGACCUCAGCGAUCAGGUACAAAUGAUGCUGCAUUCACUAAAGAGACGGAGAAUCCCGCCGUCCGGCAUCUUGAUCGGACUGACCAGGCGGUGGAUAUGCACCGACAGGGGAACAACCGUGAUGAGCUUCGGCGAUGGAAGCCACGGGGCUUUGGGCCUGCCGAUGUCCAUACCGGGUUUAGGCUCCGAUGCCUACGAGCCUACUCCCGUUCCAGGCCUCCCACGUGAUGUCACCGGCAUCGCUGCCGGCCACUUCCACUCCCUCGCCGUCACUCGUGAGGGCCAUGUUUAUGCCUGGGGCCGUAACACCGAAGGUCAGCUCGGUCGUGAUCGUAUUUCUCCUAGAGAGACAUGGAAUGAGCCAAAGAGGGUAGAAGGGCUAGAAAAAGUGAGAGUUCGAGCUGCAUUUGCCUCGGGUGUUGUGUCUGCUGCCCUUGGAGAAGAUGGAUCUCUGUGGGUCUGGGGAUGUUCCAAACGGGGGCAACUAGGUCUAGGGGAAGGAAUAACCGAAACUGUUGUGCCCACCAGGGUUGAAACGCUACUUGGAGAAUAUAUAGUUAAGGUAUCACUUGGUUGGGGGCAUGCUCUAGCAAUGACUAGAAGUGGGAAAUUGUUUGGCUGGGGAUACUAUGCAGAUGGUAGAAUAGGGAAGAUUGGGAAAGAGUUGGAGAUCUCCCCACUGGAAUCUAAUUCAUCUGAAUUUAAAUCAGUGGAAGCUGCUGAACAGUCAGUCUUGGAAGCCAUGGAGAAGGAAAAAGAUAUGCCUACUAUAUGGAAUCCCGGUUUAGUUGAGGAGCUACAAGGGUCGAAAGUUGAAGACGUGGCUUGUGGGCUUGACCACUCAUUGGUUGUUUGCAGUGAUGGCACUCUCUUUAGUGGUGGAAGCAAUGCAUAUGGGCAGUUAGGAAGGACAAAUCAAGAUUUGGGAAUCCACCCUGUUGAAAUAGGUAUACGUGCCCUAAACAUAGCUUCAGGUUUAGGACACUCUUUGGCUGUUUGCGAAGUUCCUUCAUCAGGACCAAAAGUUUUUUCAUGGGGAUGGAACCAAAGUUGUCAACUUGGCAGGCGAGGUCCAGGCAACAUUCCUCAGCAGGUCGAGGGGCUGGAUGGUGAGAUACCAAAAUUGGUUUCAGCAGGACGAGCACAUUCCCUUGUUCUCACGGCUAGGAAUGAAGUUUGGGCGUGGGGCUGUGGUAAAAAUGGGAGACUAGGAUUGUGCAGUUCAGCAGAUGAAGCUGAACCCACGUUAGUCGAGUUUUCUCAAGGUUUUGAGGCUUGGGAAUCCAUGGCUGGCUUAGAUCAUAGUCUCAUUCUUGGGAAAAUUGUACAUUAGAUAAAGUCCACAAGAAUAUCAUUUGAUAACAAGGCCAGCCAAUCUUAUGCAGUAGUAGACAUCUUAGUGACAAUUUUUGCAACCAAAUCACUGGACAAGAGAAAUAUCUUUGAGCCCAAGCCAACCCCCUUGUCCGAGCAAUCAAGCAUCAUAUAAUUCAAAUUGAGCAAAUGCAAGCAGAAAAGUGAUAGAAAAUUGACAUAAGACACACCAAAGAUGACUAACAUUCAACUAUUCAAGUUUCACAAUGGCACGGCCCACAUUUGCAGACAGAACACAGACAUUAACACCGGACUCGAGAGGAAGAAGCAG